GUGGUUGUCUUUCUGCUCCCCUCGGUCUCUACUGUACACAGCCUUUCCACAAGCAGGUGUCCCCUGAAGCGGCUACCGUUUGCAGUGUGUCUUUUGGUUGGUUUAUUUACAUGAAACACAUUUGUGAUUUUGUGCUACUCUGACAUUUGGAGUAGUACUGCAGUUUUUGGGUGUAACCAUUGCUGAUAAUUCUGCAUCGUGUGGUAAGUACAGAUUGCUUUACAACAUGAAUGUGUGUCUCUGUAUUAAAAAUAUGACCAGCUGUAAUGUUAUAUGGAUUUAGAUAGCCAAUUUGAUCAUGUAACUCAGAUUUGAAUAAGCACCCAUUUUACCAGGCACAUGCUACAUAAAAUGUUAUGUAAAUCAACAGUGACCUAUUUAGGUCAACAUCUCAUUUUGGAGACUAGUUGUGGGAAAAGGUUGUGAGGCCAAAUCUUUGUCAGACAAAGUCUAGACCUACUUCUAAUCGCCUUGCUUUUGCCUUGCUUAAGCACUUCAGCCUGCACAAUAAUCGUCAGUGAUUAAAGGUUUAGUAAAAACAUAUUUGUCUUCUGCUGGAUGUGAGUUUAAUGGCUUGUAUCACAUUUCCUGGACCCUGUCUAGGGCCAGAGAGGUGCCAGGUUCAAGACUACUCUGCAGUCUGCACUAUGUCUUAUGUCUCAUAUACUAUGUCUUGUAUAUGAGCCCCAGCUGAGGUCAGCGUGGAUACGCAAACAGACAUGCAGUAUCAUACUAUAUCAUCACCUGUUGAUUUCUUUCCAUCUCCAUCCUUUAUCUACAAUGUAACUUCCCUUCCUCCAAUUUCUUACCCUGGUCCAAGAUCGGUUUGUGCUGCCAUGCCAACUCCUACGGUCAUUGUCAAGUACUUUGACGUUAUAUUUGCAAACCUAGUUUUGUGUAGGCUACAGGACCCCCAAGGAGUUAUCCCUCUGCAUGAGUAGCGCUAUCUCAGAGAAAUGGAGACAAGGCGACUGAGAAGAGACAUUGAAGCCCUUCUGGGAGAUUACAUUGGUCAGAAACUGAGAGAGAAUGGCUUUGACCCCAAGGGGAAAGGAUCCACUAGCAUGCUGGAUGACCUGGCCCAUUAUGACUUGGCCAUAAGUGUUGCCCUUUGGUGGCUAGAGAAAGAGGAGCGACAUGAUGUGAUGGACAGAGACAUUGUUGGAGUGGGCAGCCCAGGUUAUAAUGACCAGUACCCCAACCACCUGGAGAGAGAAGCCAUGAUCCUUUCUUCCUUCGCUGGGAUGAUCCUGAAUAGCUUGCCUGUAAAAGACAUUCUUGCCCUCUACACCACCAAACCGUCUGCCGCUUAUCCCCACCAGCACUCCAAGAGCGCCAUUGUUCAUCCCUUCACCUUGUCCUAUCACCCGUUUGCCAUGCUGGGCUCAUUCAAGGCCGUGGACCACUCCAGAAAGCACACCCAGAAUUUGAAGCGAUGGCUAUCUGUGCAGGGUAAACGAGGUGCUGCCCCUGAUGGACGGAGGGCCUUGGUGCAGUCCUCCUCAUCCACAUCUAACUCCUUUCUCUGUGACAGUGGUGAGUCCUUGAAAGAACAAGCAGAGCAUUAUGAAGUACCACAAUAAUCUCUACAGGAUUAAGCAAAGUCCUUUCCUCUUCUGUGUUACUACACCAUUAUUAUAUUGUUAUUACAUGGUUAUUACAGGGUUAUUCCUGUGUUAUUACACUGGGUGAAAUUUGUGACGUCCCUGUUAUGAGCCUGCUACUAUGAGCCUGCUACUACUGGGCCUUCACAUUCAAGGAACCCUGGCCAAUAGUAAGUAUCAAUCCUCCAGUGUGUUAUCAUGUCACUAGGGGUUUCGUCUAUAUUAGGUUGUAGCUCAGACCAUGUCCAUCUAUAAGCAAUACAAAUGUUUGACUACAUCAGACAUUACUGUACACACUUUACUGUACAAUAAACCAUUCACUGUCUGUAACAAAGUUGCCUAGUUAAAUAAAGGUUCAAUUAAAAAAUACAUAUGUAUAUCAGUUAUGUGACAAUCAGGCAUGUAGUGUUUAAGUGCUAAUUAUGGGGGAAUUCUGACCCGAGUUAAGCGCUCCUAAAUGGAAUGUAUUUUUUAUGCAUUUUUUUUUCUCUAUGCAUAUUCUGACCUUGAGAAUAGCAUGCCAAUCACCCGCUAUUCGUUUGGGGUGGAGAUCAAAGAGAGGAAGUUGUGUCAACAUACAGUGGGGCAAAAAAGUAU
Oncorhynchus mykiss (rainbow trout) is the source of this 2201-nucleotide messenger RNA. It is a transcript of the gene c9h2orf80, whose product is annotated as chromosome 9 C2orf80 homolog. The record is from RefSeq and is a predicted model, not a curated record. Lineage: Eukaryota; Metazoa; Chordata; Actinopteri; Salmoniformes; Salmonidae.